GGGAGCGCGCAGAAAGUUUCGUGCGGAGCUCGCGGGCGGCGGCAGCGAUGCCCGUGCUGCGCGGAGCGCUGGGGCUGGGCGGGCGCCGCCGGCCUUAGGAGAGCGAGAGCGGCGCGGGGCGCGGCUGCGAGCCCCCGGCCCGGCCCGUCCUGUCCUCUCCUCGGGCGGCCAGGAGGAAGCGCCCCGGGCAGGGACGGGAGAGCGGCGCUGCCGGAGCGGGGGAGCGGGAGCGGCACCGCGGGGCCAGCCGCGCCGGCAGAGCCGGGGGGAAAGAUGAGCUUGUUGUCAACCAUCGACACCAGCGCCGCGUCCGUGUACCAGCCCGCCCAGCUCCUCAACUGGGUCUAUCUCUCGCUACAAGACACGCACCAGGCCAGCGCCUUCGAUGCCUUCAGACCCGAGCCCUCCUCGUCCCAGCACCCCGACCUCGGCUACACCAAGAGCACCCCGGAGCUGAGCUCCUCGCUCAGCUCCAGCUAUCUCAACAGCUUCUUCCAGCUCCAGCGGAGCGAGGCUCUGAGCAGCAGUCUGUACAAGAGUGCAUCGCCUUAUGGCUCACUUAAUAACAUCGUGGAUGGGUUAAGCUCCCUCACUGAGCACUUCUCUGACCUAUCCCUUUCUUCAGAAGCCAGAAAACCCAGCAAGAGGCCACCUCCUAACUACCUGUGCCACCUCUGCUUUAACAAGGGACACUACAUCAAAGACUGCCCACAGGCUCGUCCAAAAGGAGAAGGCCUGACACCAUACCAGGGCAAGAAACGCUGCUUUGGUGAAUAUAAGUGCCCCAAAUGCAAGAGAAAAUGGAUGAGUGGAAACUCCUGGGCUAACAUGGGACAAGAAUGUAUCAAGUGCCACAUUAAUGUUUAUCCUCACAAACAGAGACCCCUGGAAAAGCCAGACGGGCUGGAUGUUUCAGAUCAGAGCAAAGAGCAUCCUCAGCAUCUGUGUGAGAAGUGCAAAGUUUUGGGCUACUACUGCCGCCGUGUGCAAUAAACCUUCGAAGUGGCCUCCUCCCAUCCCCAUCAUCCUUAAAGAUUCUCUGGCAGCAUGCGAUCCACAGCAACACAACAAAUCAAGAUGAAAGCUAAAAUAAUUGCCAAUAUUGCCUAUCUAAUAAUAUGCCUUACUAUUAAUAGAAUGUAACAUUUCUCCUGUGCGUGUGCACACAUGCAACAGGUAUUUACAGGACUAUGAUUUGUAUACAUAUAUAUGUAAAUGGAUAUAUAUAUGUACACACACAUAUAUAAAAUGUUAUUGAUGGUGUUCACGACAGAACUAUGGUUACAGGUUCUGCUGAUUGUUUACACAGACCCUCUAUUACAGCCAGGUGAAAUGAAGUACUAUUCAAGAGGCAAGGUAUAAUAUUCACAAGGACUUUAUGUUUUAUGUAUGGCUUUUGCAGAGGUUCAGUAACUGUGGGGCCACUGAUUCCAAGCACUCACCCACAACAUGAACGUUGUUCUUAUUAUGUGACAAGACAAAGGAAGAUGAAACAAGCCACAGCAUAAAAGGAGAAUUAUUGUUUUCCCAGUUUUAGAAAGUCUUAGAAUUUUGUGCUGCUGAUUUCUUGGACUUUUUCUAGUUGUUACCAUCUCUUGGGCAAGGCUUAGGCAAAAUAAUUUUUGCAGAAUAUGGCAAGAAAAGUGAAUAAUUGUUUGAGGGUGUGAGUUUGGUAGAAAGGGAAUACCAUAAUGGGACCCAGAGCAUUAGGAAGGAUUCCAAGUGGUUUUUGGAGGAGAAAAAAUUGGCUUGCUUGUGCAACAGAUCCUUCUCUUGUCAUAUAAUCCCACUGAAAUGGUCCCUAUACGUGCAUGGUUUGUUCAUUAGGCCACAAACACACUAAAUUUUCUAUGAACAAGGGGAUAAGAAUACUUAAAAUGUCUAAAACCCUUAAUUGAAAGAUUAGCCAAACUUACUAUUUAUAGUUGUUUUAAAGCCACUUUCUGGAAAUAUUUUUGUCCUGUUUACUACCAUAGACAUUUGUUAUUAUAUGAAACUUGUUAGCCAUAGGGGUGUUUUGAGGCAUGGAGAAAACUCUGUAUAACCCUCCUUUUUUCUGUCUUCCUGAAGCACCUGCACAGCUGAGGAGAAACGUAGGAGUUAUAUUUUGUUGUCCCAUUUUGGGUAGAACUUUGUGCAGGGGUAUCCUGCUGCAAAGAAGCAUCUCAUCAGGGAUUGGCAAACAUGAACUGAAAGUACCUCUUUGUACAGGGGGUAUCCUCUUUGUAUAUCUGCAUGAGAGUACAUUGGCAAAAGGACACAGCAAGCAAUUCACUUGUAGCAUUCAGUAAAAAAUUACAGGGAUAAUGUUUGUUUGAGAUUGGGGGUUCUUUUACAUCAACAGUUUCUAUUUCUAUGAAGUUUUCCUGAGACUGAUUUGUGUGAAUGAUGCUUAGAGAAAAUACUUUAAAUCCUAAAUAACUUGAUGUGAACUAAAUUUGUUCUGAGGACUAAUUCUGUAUUGCAAAGGCAGAGGGGGGUUUAUGCCAAGUGAUAGCAGGAUGUUACCAGUAUGUCCAGUCAAGCUCUUCUAAAGCAGGUUGAAAACUUAUUGCAAGCAUUCAUAUAGGAAAUGGGAAGCUCUUUACAAAUUUGCUCUAGGGUAAAACUCUGGCCAUUUCCCUGCGUUGCUGUAAGCAGGGCAGAAUUGCAUCCACUUAUUGUGGUGGGAGCGGCACAUACACAUCUUGCAAAUUCAUAAUUCAUGGGUAGGCCAGGCAACCCAGCCCACUGCUCAUAACAUGGAGCAAUGGAUAAGCAUUCUGAAUCCUGGCUUCUGACCACAGCUCUUCCAUUAGCUCCCUGAUUUUGGGCAAGUCACAAGAUCGUUCCAGACCUCAGUUUCCCCAACUGCAAAAUGGGGAUAAUAAUACUUUAGUAUACCUACCUCACAGGAGAGUUGUGAGGUUUACUUAACAUCUCUAAGUAUUUUGGCAUCACUGGAUGCAAAGUGCUACGUAAUGUUAAAACAGUAUUAACUGAAUUAAUUACUUGGAAACUACUUUUGCCCAGUUGGCAAUUCCAUCAACUAAAAUAGCUGCAAAUAAUAUUAUUGAAAGUAACACUAAUAAACAGUUCAGUUGCCUCAGUGAAGACAUGCAGGUUUAGCAUUUUCAAAUGCAAAUGCAUUCUUUUGCACAGAGUCACAAAUUACCUUAGAGACAAAUUCUCUCAACAAAGAUACUAAUCUGUCUAUACAAAUAAGAAUAAGAAAAUACACAAGCAAAUCUAGGGGUGGAUUUUCUAAGCUUGACCUCUAGGAUUAAUCUCAAUAGUUUAUUUCAAGCAUGAGUAAUUCUGAAAGAGCAGCAUUCUAAACCAGAUCUAUUUUUUUCCUCUUGAGCACUUAAUACUACAUGAAUCAAAAAAAAAAAAACCAAAAAACCAUCUUGAUGAUUCACAUCCAGCUAAAGGACGUGUAGAGAAACCCCCUUAGAUGAACAUAAGGGAAAAUGUUAUUUCCUUUUUCUCCUUGAAACUAGGAUGUUGCUACCAAAUGUUUUGUUCUGUAUUGAAAUAGCCUCCAUGUUAUGAUAACCACUAGAUCAGUAAAAUAGCACAACCCUUGGUAUAGUGGUAUCGAUGUAUCGCACACCACCAGGUUUGACAAAAAGCUGACUAAAAGAUACCAUUAUAAGCAAGUGUUGGUAUUUUCGUUACAGUGCCCUGUUAAAAAUUUUUUAUCCAGAUUCAACACUGCAAGGCAAUGCCUUUAUUUAGCUUAUGGAUUUUUAGACUGUACUAAAAAUACACAUGAUCUGCUUUAACACAAUUAAUGUCUAUAGGUGUAGCAUAAUAACUCUUAAGAGCAUACUUAUGAGAGUUCAGUAUUUAUGUCACUGAUAUGUUCCUAGUCAGAAGACAUAUGAAGUAUUUAAGUAAUACUUAGCAUAUUUGUAAUAAAGAGGAGAGCAGAUUUUCCCCUGCACUCACUUUGGGGAAAAGUAAAUAAAGAACAGAGUGUGAGGAAGAGCAAAAGCAACACUGCCGUAGUUUGUACUGCCUAAGUCGGAGACCGCAGAUCCCUCCCCGAGCGGGAUGCAGAUGUGAUCAGGCCUUGGGCACCUCCCUGCACAGGGCUGAAACCUCUCUCCCUAACCAGCUGGUGCCUGGGAAAGGCAGGAGCGCCAAGCUCAUGCAGGGGAGCAUUCCUCUGUCCCUCCCUGCGUGAGGUUUGCUCACAGGACUGCAGCACUGGGCCCGGGGCAUUUGCUCCACACUCGAGUCUGUGUAGUUUGUGAGUCGCUUGAAAAACACAUCUGCAUAAGUCAUGUAUAACUGCUUAUGACCAUUGGCCUUUAGCUAAUGGCACAGAAGGGACAUUUCUGAAUUUUUAUUUCAAAGGGAAAAAAAAUUGAUUACAAAAUGUAGAUUUCUUCUAUUGCCUCCCUCCCUUCCUCCCCCCUCAAAGGUAAUUCACCUAUAGAUGUAACUAACUCCUUCCAAAACAAACAUUUAGAUUUUUUGAUAGGAAAAAAAAAAAGGAGUUGGUUUCUCUUAGAUUUUUGUGAAUGCUUCCUGAUGUUCUCUUUAACUAGCUCUACAUUUAGAACAUCAGCUAGCAAUCCUUGAAGGCAUUUGUAGACAGUCUUAGCAGAGGUGAAACAAACAUCAAUAAAAAGAGUUUUAAAUCAAAACAGGUUGCCCUAAACUGAGUAUUGUUUAGGGAUGUACCUGGAUUUUUAACCUCAGAUGCUUGCUGUUGACAGCUUAUCAAUCCAUCCAGCACACACUUUUUUUUUAAAUUUCACCCCUUCUUAGAGAUUUUUUUAAACUUUCAUUUAUUUCUUUACAAAAGAAAAAAAAAAACAAACAACCAAACAAGCAAAAAACCAAAAUGCCAAUUUGUUUCAUUUGUUGGUCAGAACAUUUCACAUUGAAUUUUUCCUUGGCAUUGGCACUGCUCUGGAGAAAAGCACCAGUAAUUUGAACUGUGUGAUGUAGAUUAGCUGCUUCAACUUGAUGAGGCUCCAAUGAAGUUAUUACAAAUACUUCAUUUAAUGGUCAUGAGGAAAAAUACCUGUAGUUUAAAGGAUGGCCCCAUUUUAGCCAGUUUCCACUGCUGCUACCACAGACAUAAAAUGAUGCCACAUAAGCAAAGUUUGGGGCCUUUUUGUCUCAAAGUUGCUUUUUAAUGUCAGAUAAAUACACAAGAGUAUAUAUUAUUUCUGAAAAUAGGUGUAUUUUGAAGUUCCCCAUUAUAUGGGACUUAGUUUUUAAACUAAAAAUGUGAAGUUACAUGUGUCUGAGAGAAGCCUUAUACCUAGAAGUAUUAUCUACAUUUUACCUUUUUGUAUAACGUGAAAUUUAGCUUAUACAUGGGUUACAUACCAUGCAUGACACUCUAGUUUGGUGCGGUUUUCUUAAAAAAAAAAAAAAAAAAAUUAAAAGAUUAAAAUCUAAGAGCUUUUGGAAAUGUCAGACUUCCUAGAUUAGUGGUCUUUGUCCUGAAGUCACGCAGAAAAUUGUUUUUUCCUAGUAUGGAUCCUAAGAGUUGUCCACUAAACAGUAUGACAUAAAUCAUCAACACGUGUUUUUCAAGUUAAGUAGACUGACAUCUAUUUUCCACUUGCCUUUGCCAACAUACUUUAAAGUGAGAUGGAACUAUCCCCAUACAAAAAUCAUUCUUUAAGAUAUCACUCCACUCCCAACUGGGCUUCAACCCAUCACUCUUUCCUAUCUGCAAAACCAGUGCUGUCCAUUCAGUUUGUUACAUCACUCAAGUGCUCAGAGGGCUGUUUGAGAUCUUAGAUAUAGGGAUGAUGGAUUGUGUUUCUAGGAUGAAUUUCAAAGGGACAAUCGUGUGCAGUUACUAGCUAUAGAUGAUUGAUAUAAAUGUUUACCCCUGUAUGAAGUAUUUUACAGUUUUACUUGCAGAUGUGUAUUUAUCUUGAGUUAUACUUGACAUAGAGUUUCUUUCAAUUUUUUUUUUAAUACUAUGUGUGUAUUUUGGAAACCUUUUUAGAUGUUAAAAUUUUUGAAUGGUUACAAAUAUUUCUUAUAAUACUGAAUUGUUAUCUUAUCUGGAAACUCUUUGCAGUAACUUUUUUGUAUAUAUUUGAGGGCCUUUUUAAAAAAGUAUUGUUUGUUUUUUGGGCAAAGUUUUUAAAAUUUGGAAGCUUUCAGAAGGGCCUUCCUCUCAACUAGGAUACUAACAGAAGUAAGAGUUUUCUUAAAUAUUUUGCAGUAUUUUGCAGAACUAAGGAUGUAUCCUCAAGAAAAUAUUUAUGGAAAUAAUUUACUUUUUUUUUUUUACAAUGCUUUUGUCUGUAUAAAGUAUGCAACAGAACUACAUUAAGAAGGAAAUAUUGUCUACAUAAAAUAUUAUAUGAAAGUUGGUACAUAAUUCUGACAAAAAAACCUUGCAAUUCUUUAAGCCAUAUUGUUUUUGUUAUCCUUGGAUGAAAAUAUCAGUAUUAAGUAACCAGUAUAUUAUUCAAGUGCUUAGACUUAUAUGAAAAUGCUUAUACAGUUUAUUUAUGUGUAUUUGGGGAAGGAUUGCUAGAAGAGCUAUCACUAGACAUGUAGCAAGUGAGGAGCAAAUAACAGUAAACUGUCACUUUAUGGCCUUGUGAGAGACACAAAAAACACUGAAAGCACCACAGAGACACAGCUUUCAGAAACUCCGAAGCACAAGUGUUGGGUUUCAAAUGGUGGUUCUUUCCUUUCCCAUAACCAGAGGGGAAGAAAGUUGGUUGGGACACUGUUUAACUUGACUUUCACAACUCUUUGCAAACUGUGAGCUCAACUAUGCAGUAUCGGCUACAGCAAUAAUAUCAAUCAAAGGGUGUAAGAAGAGAACGAUUGAAGUAGAUUACUGUAGGGGUUUAUGUUUAUUUUAAUUAGAACUCAUAGCAAUAUAGAAUAUGCAUGUGCACGUAUUCGAAGCAUUUUACACUUUACAUUUCAUGUAGUUUGAUUAUAUUAUGAAGGAUUGAGUUUUUAGUUUGAUAUUUUACCAUGCUAAAAUGGGAGGUCUGCCCAACCCUGUACUGGAUUCUUGUUUUCUUUAAAAGGUUAUUUAGUACAGCACUCACUGCAUUGUCUAAUAGUGCUAAAACUAACACUAUCUUAUGAAUUUCUUCAGCUUUAAAAAAAUUAACCUAAUGAUUAUUACAUCUGUUUAGCUGUACCCACUGACCUUGUUAGAUUCAGUUGGCAAUUUGUGUAAUUUCUUUUUCUGUAACUGUUAAUAAACUUGUACAGCUAAAACAAACAAACAAAACCAAUGGACAAAGGCCUCAGAGGUACCAGUUCUGCUUCAGCAAUCAAGAUGACAGCUUGCUCAUCUGGUGACUGUGUUGCUAAAGAGACUGUAAAACCUCUGUUGUGGAUUGUCCAUAAAAUGGCAUUCCGACAUGUGCCUUAUUUGCUGGAUAGUAUACAGCUUUCCUCUAGUAUUCUAGCAUUUUAAUGCUGUAUUAAAGUACUGCAAAAAAACCACAAAAAAAA
Messenger RNA from Myiozetetes cayanensis, 7452 nucleotides. It is a transcript of the gene ZCCHC24, whose product is annotated as zinc finger CCHC-type containing 24. The transcript is spliced from 4 exons. The record is from RefSeq and is a predicted model, not a curated record. Gene Ontology annotation, molecular function: zinc ion binding; nucleic acid binding. Lineage: Eukaryota; Metazoa; Chordata; Aves; Passeriformes; Tyrannidae. Bases 274 to 993 code for a protein of 239 amino acids.